Messenger RNA from Sipha flava (yellow sugarcane aphid), 579 nucleotides. RefSeq names its product protein dpy-30 homolog. The transcript has 4 exons. Lineage: Eukaryota; Metazoa; Arthropoda; Insecta; Hemiptera; Aphididae. The record is from RefSeq and is a predicted model, not a curated record. Gene Ontology annotation, cellular component: Set1C/COMPASS complex. Bases 191 to 505 code for a protein of 104 amino acids.
UCCGCAAUCGCCUAUUCGACAGUAAACUAUCGUUAUUAUCGUGAUUUUCUAUAUCAUUUUAUCUUUAUAGUCUUAUACUCCUAUUAUAAUUUUAUAGAUCUGUUAUUACACUAUCUGUACGUAAAGAUUCUUUAAACGUACAUACAAUUAAAUAUUCAAUUAAAAACGAAUACAGUUCGUCUCAGGCGUCAUGUCAACGUCGGAAACGACGAACGGACAAGUGCCCACUACUCCUGUAGCACCGACAGUGGACGCGCCUUCUGAAUCAAGUGUAUCAGAAUCUCAGGUUACCACUUCCGAGAAUAAUGCCAAAAGACUGAAAAAAGAUUCCAAGCACAAUGCUCCAAUGCGUCAAUAUUUAGACCAAACUGUUGUACCAGCAUUGUUGGUAGGCAUGAAGGAGUUGGUCAAGGAAAGGCCACCAGAUCCACUUGGUUUCUUAGCUGCAUUUUUGUUGAAGUAUAAAAAGGAACAUGUUGACAAAGACUCAAUUUCAGAAACAUAGAAAGAUUGAUUAUUAUUUAUAAAAAAAAAAAAAAAAGAAAAAAUUAAUAAUAAUAAACAAAAAUAAUUAAAUAA